Molecule: messenger RNA, 1336 nt
Organism: Monopterus albus (swamp eel)
Lineage: Eukaryota; Metazoa; Chordata; Actinopteri; Synbranchiformes; Synbranchidae
Product: annexin A2-like
Exons: 13
Coding region: 110-1123 (337 amino acids)
Cellular component (GO): cytoplasm; vesicle membrane; nucleus
Molecular function (GO): phosphatidylserine binding; phospholipase inhibitor activity; calcium-dependent phospholipid binding
Source: RefSeq, a predicted model, not a curated record
AGGGGAAGUCUUUUUGUAUUUCAGAAAAGUUAAACCUUCCUACCCGUUCCACUUUGCCAGGACGAAUCUCUGCAUUAACAACUUUUAACAGCCUAUAGGAAAGUUAAAAAUGGCAAUGGUAUCAGAGUUUCUGGGACAGCUGGCUCUCCACGCAGGGACCAGUGACCCGAAGUUCCCCACUGUGGUACCUGCUCUGGACUUUGACCCCGACAGAGAUGCUACCAGAAUAGAGAAUGCUAUCAAAACCAAAGGAGUGGAUGAGCAGACCAUCAUUGAUGUCCUAACUAAGCGGACCUACCCCCAAAGGAGAGAGAUUGCUUUUGCAUAUGAAAGGAGGGCGAAGAAGGACAUGAUCUCAGCCCUGAAGGGAGCGCUGUCUGGCCCUCUGGAAACAGUGAUGCUCGGACUGAUGAAGAGCACAGCCCAGUAUGAUGCCUCAGAGAUCAAAGGAUCUAUCAAGGGCUUAGGAACAGAUGAAGAAACGCUGAUUGAGAUUUUGUGCUCACGCAGCAAUGAUGAGCUGGUGGAGAUCAAAAGUGUCUACAAGGAGCUGUUCAAGAAGGACCUGGAAAAGGAUGUUGCAGGUGACACUUCUGGAAACUUUUGUAAGCUGCUCCUGGCUCUGGUGCAGACCAAGAGAGCAGAUCCAUCCAGUAUUGUAGACUAUGAAAAGAUCGAUACCGACGCCAGAGCGCUCUACGAUGCCGGAGUAAAGAUCAAAGGGACUGAUGUGACCACCUGGAUCUCCAUCAUGUCUGAGAGAAGUGUACCCCACCUGCAAAAAGUGUUUCAGAGGUACAAGAGCUAUAGCCCUUACGACAUGCAGGAGAGUAUUGUGAAGGAGGUCAAAGGAGACUUGCAAAGGUCCUUCCUGGUGCUAGUUCAGUGCUUCGAAAACAAACAGCUGUUCUUUGCCAAACAACUGCAUGAAGCCAUGAAGAGUAAAGGAGCCAAGGAGAAGGUGGUGACCAGAAUUAUUGUGUCACGCUGCGAGGUGGACCUGAAGAAGAUUUGCUCUGAAUACAAAGCCACCUUUGGCCAGUCUCUGCAAAAGACUAUUAUGGAGCACACCAAGGGAGACUACCAGAAGGCUCUGCUCAGCCUGUGUGGACCAGAAGAGUAAAAUGAAUGAUCGUAUCAAAAGGGCCUCGCUUUGCAGCACUGGAAAUGUGGGCUUAUGAAUAUAUCUCAAUGGGAUCAGACUCCAGAAAAAACAUAUCCUAACAUUUGAAUGCAGUGUUUUAGGAGAUAGCUGUUGCUUUUUCAUACAUGAAGAAUCUUUAUUACAGCUUACUUUUGUUAUACCCAAAAUGGCCAAUAAAAUUGCUCUGUUAGA